This is a messenger RNA of Elaeis guineensis (African oil palm), 1488 nucleotides long. Its product is annotated as TATA-box-binding protein. The record is from RefSeq and is a predicted model, not a curated record. Lineage: Eukaryota; Viridiplantae; Streptophyta; Magnoliopsida; Arecales; Arecaceae. Gene Ontology annotation, molecular function: DNA binding. Gene Ontology annotation, biological process: DNA-templated transcription initiation.
UCUGAGCGCGACGACUUCCCCUCCUCUCUCUCUCUCUCAAAACGAAACCCUAAAAGCCUCUCUCCUCUUGUUGUUGCCUCCAGAUCUCAACCCUCUCCCUAUAAAAGACCCUUCUUUUUGAAAUCCCCCCCUAUAAAUCCACUUUUUCCGUCAUUUCCCGCUCAAAUUUCAUCGAUUUCUCACCCCGAUCGUCCGUGGAAUCCUCCAAUCCGGAGAGACACCUGCGGGUUUGGUGUGGAAUUGGGCGAGAUCGUUAGAUUCGUCUCCUUCCUUGUUCCUGCUCGAGAUCUAUAUUGUUCCCUUCUUCCCAUCGUCUCAGAAACCCCAAGAAUCGAAGAGGAUGUCCGAUAUUGCGACAAUGUGCUUCCCUGGAUCAGAUUAUUCGAAAAAUUCUUUUUGCUGAAAUAAUCGGAUAUUUUAGUUGAAAAUCGGCCUUUUUUCUUCCAAUCUUUGUGGGUUUCAACUGAAAACAACAAAAAAAGAAAAAGAAAAAAGGAAACUUUAUUGAUCUUAUUAAGUUAAUAGGGAGGGAAUCAGAUCGAAAAGCUAUAGAUCUGAAGGCUUUUGAUAGAUUUUAGAGAUAAGUGAGCUGAAAUCUGAGAAAGUUGGAAUUGAUAUUUAAGAGGAGGGAUUCGAGAGGCGGAGCAUGAGCGAUCAGGUCGGAGAGGGGAGCCAGCCGGUUGAUCUCUCCAAGCACCCUUCUGGUAUCGUUCCCACGCUCCAGAAUAUUGUUUCAACUGUUAAUCUAGACUGCAAGUUGGAUCUUAAAGCAAUAGCUCUGCAAGCCCGUAAUGCUGAAUACAAUCCCAAGCGUUUUGCUGCAGUAAUCAUGAGAAUAAGAGAACCGAAAACCACUGCAUUGAUAUUUGCAUCAGGAAAAAUGGUGUGUACAGGAGCAAAGAGUGAACAACAGUCCAAACUUGCAGCAAGGAAGUAUGCCCGGAUCAUUCAGAAGCUUGGCUUUCCUGCUAAAUUCAAGGACUUCAAGAUUCAAAACAUUGUCGGCUCAUGUGAUGUCAAAUUUCCGAUAAGACUAGAGGGCCUUGCGUAUUCGCAUGGUGCUUUCUGCAGUUACGAACCAGAGCUCUUUCCUGGUCUGAUCUAUCGGAUGAAACAGCCAAAAAUUGUGCUCCUCAUCUUUGUCUCGGGCAAAAUCGUUCUUACAGGAGCCAAGGUGAGAGAUGAGACAUAUGCUGCCUUUGAGAACAUAUAUCCAGUCCUCACAGAAUUCAGGAAAAGCCAGCAAUGAUUCUCUCAAGAGACAGAUGCUAAUGUUUUGAGCUCUCAAUUGUAUAGACUUUGAAGAAACCGCGGAGACCAGUUUGGUUGCGAGAUUUGACAGUUAUAAAUAACCGUUGUAUCAAGAUUUUGAGCUGGUGUAUGAUUAUCUUGAUGGUCAUGUUUAAGGGUUAUAGAGAUUAGAGACCAAAAGAGUGUUAACCGCUUGUUUUUAAUGUUUCAAAGGAAUUCAUUUGCCUCUUGCAUCCA